AUGGCAACACCGAUGACGAGGGAUGGUGACAAUGGCAACACCAAGGACAAUGGCAACACCAAUGACGAGGGAAGGCAUUGUCCUAAAGCUUCAUUUUCUGGGUACAGAGAGUUUUCUGGGUACAGAGAGUUUUGUGGGUACGGAGAGUUUUCUGGGUACAGAGAGUUUUCUGGGUACGGAGAGUUUUGUGGGUACGGAGAGCUUUCUGGGCACGGAGAGUUUUGUGGGUACGGAGAGGUUUCUGGGUACGGAGAGGGUUCUGGGUACGGGGAGGUUUCUGGGUACGGAGAGGUUUCUGGGUACGGAGAGCUUUCUGGGUACGGAGAGUUUUGUGGGUACGGAGAGUUUUGUGGGUACGGAGAGUUUUCUGGGUACAGAGAGUUUUGUGGGUACGGAGAGUUUUCUGGGUACAGAGAGUUUUGUGGGUACGGAGAGUUUUCUGGGUACAGAGAGUUCUCUGGGUACGGAGAGUUUUGUGGGUACAGAGAGUUUUCUGGGUACGAGAGUUUUGUGGGUACGGAGAGUUUUCUGGGUACAGAGAGUUCUCUGGGUACGGAGAGUUUUGUGGGUACAGAGAGUUUUCUGGGUACGAGAGUUUUGUGGGUACGGAGAGUUUUCUGGGUACGAGAGUUUUGUGGGUACGGAGAGUUUUCUGGGUACGAGAGUUUUGUGGGUACGGAGAGUUUUCUGGGUACAGAGAGUUCUCUGGGUACGGAGAGUUUUGUGGGUACAGAGAGUUUUCUGGGUACGAGAGUUUUGUGGGUACGGAGAGUUUUCUGGGUACGAGAGUUUUGUGGGUACGGAGAGUUUUCUGGGUACAGAGAGUUUUGUGGGUACGGAGAGUUUUCUGGGUACGAGAGUUUUGUGGGUACGGAGAGUUUUCUGGGUACGAGAGUUUUGUGGGUACGGAGAGUUUUCUGGGUACGGAGAGUUUUGUGGGUACAGAGAGUUUUCUGGGUACGAGAGUUUUGUGGGUACGGAGAGUUUUCUGGGUACAGAGAGUUUUCUGGGUACGGAGAGUUUUGUGGGUACGGGGAGUUUUCUGGGUACGGAGAGUUUUCUGGGUACGGAGAGUUUUCUGGGUACGGAGAGUUUUCUGGGUACGGAGAGCUUUCUGGGUACGGAGAGGUUUCUGGGUACGGAGAGUUUUGUGGGUACGGAGAGUUUUGUGGGUACGGAGAGCUCCGUAUCUAUAACGCGGAGAGUAUAAAGGGAGGAGUCCCCCUAGGCUAG
Molecule: messenger RNA, 1233 nt
Organism: Mizuhopecten yessoensis (Yesso scallop)
Lineage: Eukaryota; Metazoa; Mollusca; Bivalvia; Pectinida; Pectinidae
Product: fibroin heavy chain-like
Exons: 2
Coding region: 1-1233 (410 amino acids)
Source: RefSeq, a predicted model, not a curated record